This is a messenger RNA of Salvelinus namaycush (lake trout), 6552 nucleotides long. RefSeq names its product SAM and SH3 domain-containing protein 1-like. The transcript is spliced from 19 exons. The record is from RefSeq and is a predicted model, not a curated record. Lineage: Eukaryota; Metazoa; Chordata; Actinopteri; Salmoniformes; Salmonidae. The coding region runs from base 1 to 4050 and encodes 1349 amino acids. Gene Ontology annotation, molecular function: protein binding.
AUGACAAGCACCGGACCUGUCAUCGUGUUUGAGUGGCUGAAGACCCUCCAGCUCUCUCAGUAUGUGGAGUUCUUCGUGGAUAACGGUUACGAUGAUCUGGAAGUUUGCAAACAAAUUGGAGACCCCGACCUGGAUGCUAUCGGUGUCUACAUACCGCACCACCGGCAAAGGAUCCACGACGCGGUGCAAAGGCUGAAAGACGACGAUAAGGAGACUGCAGCGGGGCUGUACUUUACACUUGAGCCGAUGCCCCCCGCGUCCGAAAUGUGUCCUAGUCACCUGGUGGACCAGUACGAGUCUAAACUCCGGGGGUCCAAGUCUUGGACCGAACCGAAUAGUGACCGGGUCGGGAGGAAUGGGGGCGCGUAUCUGGGCGCGCAGAGGAACCUGACGCUUGGCAACCGGAGGGAGCUGGUGAUUUACCCCAAACUGAAGCUGAAGAUCAUGAUCAGGGAUAAAGUCAUCAGAGAUGGAGUCAACCUUGCCAGGCCACCAUACUCAAACAAGGAUGGUUCUCUGGGGAACAUUGAUGACCUGGCCCAGGAGUAUUCUGAGUACUACAACACCUGCUUCAGUGACGUCAGCGACCGCAUGGAGGAGCUACGCAAGAGACGUGUGUCCCACGACCUCGACAUGGAGGAAGUUGACACAAGCCCCACCUCUCUGCAGCUUCGCUCGGAGAUUCAGGAGUCCCUUGGUUUCAGCAGUGAGGUGUCCACUCCAGAGACCGAGAGAAAGAUGUCUCUGCACAAGUCCAGCUCUGAAGAGGGCUCUGGAGGUAAAUGGGACAAUAAGAAGAAGAACAAAUCCUUCUGGCAGAAUUUCCGCAAGACGUCUCAGAAGGGAGUCAUGCAGCAGACGUCAAAAGGAGAGGACAUAGGCUACGUGGCCAGUGAGAUCACCAUGAGUGAUGAAGAGCGCAUCCAGCUGAUGAUGAUGGUGAAGGAGAAAAUGAUCACUGUGGAAGAGGCUUUAGCUCGGUCUCGGGAGCAGUCUGAUGAUGAGCAGACAGAGGACUCAAUGAAGUUCAAACGGCUCCACAAGCUGGUCAACUCUACCCGCCGCGUCAGGAAGAAACUCAUCAAGGUGGAAGAGGGCAAGAAACGCGGCUCCGAAGAUUCUCUGAGCUUGGAGGCAUCUCCUACAUGUGAGGACAACACAGCCCUGUACACAGGGGUCCUGAAGAAGUCCAGCCUGCCCCAGGAUGCAUCCAUGUCCUCCCUGACCCAGGACCAGCUCUCUCUGGAUGGGGACACAGACAGCUUGACCACCUCCCCUUCCUCCAGCAGCCUGGACACUACCUGGUCCGGACACAAGCUGGUCAAGGCCUUCUCUAAGUCCAGCAGCACCCACGGCCUCAUCCGGCCUCCCAGGAGACUCCCUGCUGGGCCUGAGGGUUUGGGAGCCGCCGGAGUGGGAGGUAGUGGAUCCUCCUUCUCGGAGCUGGACGGCUGUGGUGCCGAGGCCGAAGAGAAGGUGUCACACUCCAUGACGGAGGGCGAGAUGCGGAAAGCCCUGAUCUCUCUCUCCCAUGGGAGGACAUGUAGUUUUGGAGGGUUUGACCUGUCCAACAGGUCACUCCAUGUGGUCAGUGGAGGCUCGGAGCCCAAUAGUAAGGAUCCAGAGGCUGUAUACCGGGAGGUAGUCAAGUCUCCCAACACGUCUCGUAUCUCUCUGGGGAAGAAGGUCAAGUCCGUCAAAGAGACCAUGAGAAAACGCAUGUCCAAGAAGUACAGCAGCUCACUGUCUGAACAGUCAAGCCCAGACGGGACUCCCAGCUCCCCCCAGUCCCCUCAGCCAGACACAGACUCUCUGGAGAAACCCAAGCUAAAGGCUGGAGGAUCAGUGGAGAGCCUCCGGAGCUCCCUCAGUGGGCAAAGCUCCAUGAGUGGUCAGACGGUCAGCACCACAGACUCGUCAGCCAGUAACAGAGAGAGUGUUAAGUCUGAGGAUGGAGAUGACGAGGAGCCUCCCUACAGAGGGCCCUUCUGUGGCAGGGCGCGAGUACACACUGACUUCACCCCUAGCCCCUACGAUUCCGAUUCCCUCAAACUAAAGAAAGGGGAUGUGAUCGACAUCAUCAGUAAGCCACCCAUGGGGACGUGGAUGGGCCUGCUCAAUAACAAGGUGGGCACCUUUAAGUUCAUCUAUGUGGACGUGCUGAGUGAGGAGGAGGAGAAGCCCAAAAGACCCGUGAGGAGGAGGAGGAAGGGCAGACCUCCCAAACCCACCUCUGUAGAAGAGCUGCUGGAACGCAUCAACCUCAAGGAGCACAUGCCUACCUUCCUGUUUAAUGGCUAUGAGGACCUGGACACCUUCAAGCUGCUGGAGGGGGAGGAUCUAGAUGAGCUCAACAUCAAGGACCCUCAACACAGAGCUGUGCUGCUCACCGCUGUGGAGCUACUGCAGGAGUAUGACAGCAGCAGUGACCCUGAGCGGAGCGGCCUGUCAGGCUCUCAGGAGAAGCUGCUAUCAGAUGGCCACAUCCUGGUGGGCGACUCACCACGUGACUCUGGCUGCUAUGAGAGCAAUGAGAACCUGGAGAAUGGCAAGAGCAGGAAGACAUCUCGCUCCAACCGCUCCUCUGCGGGCCUUCAGUCCCCAGACUACCCCACCCUGCCCAUGACCCAGUCCACUGAGGCCCUGCAGCAGAGCAAGCUGGAGCGCACAGCCAAGUUCACAAAGCACUUCUUCCUCAAGCCCACCCUGAGGGGCUUCAGCCUGCUGGGGCUGAGGAAGGGCCCCCGCCGGACCCGGACCCCGAUGCCGGCCAGCCGCAGCUGUGAGGACCUGGACGGGCCCCCGGAGGCUACCGGCCCCCGGGCCUGGAAGAGAUCCCACUCCCUCGGGGACCUCCACUGGGAGCAGGCCUUCGACCAGAAGAAGGACUACAGCCUGGAGCUCAAGCCCGCUAAAGGUGUCUCCAAGUCGGGUAACAGCAGCAGGGUGAAGGGCCUCCAGGGUCAUGGAGAUGGGGGUUCAUCACUGGCUCAGAAUGGAGGGAGUGCUGUGAGCCCUAAAGGGCGUUCUGACCAACCCCCUGUGCCCUCCCAGCUGCCCCUCAGACCUCCCUGUCCCACCGCACCGCUUCCCCAGCCCCAGGAGACCCUCCCCAGCCCGCUCCCCAGCCCUCCUGAACCCCAGCUGAGGGAGAGGAGCAUCCGGACUCACCCCAAAAAGCCCCCAGUGCCCCCUCCCGUUCCAGUCAAGAAAUCCAAGGAGCGCCUGGCCAAUGGGAUACGCCACCGCUCCCUUGUCCUUUCCUCCCCCACUCAUUCCUAUACCUCCACACACUCUCAUCCCCCCAGCCCUGUCAUCAGCAGCCCCAGUGCUCCAGCCCUCCCCAGUAAGGCCUCCAGUACCCCUGCCUCCCCCUCUCCAGCCAGCACCUCUCCAGCCUCCCCUGCCUCCACCACCGCCACCACCGGCUGUCCAGAGCCAGAGGAACCAGGCACCCCCCCAGCCGUGCCCCCUCCCUGGCUGUCUGACCUGCCCGAGACGGCCUGCCCCCAGGCUCAGAUCCAGGGCGGUGGUGGCAAGAUGGUGGUGGCUAGGAAGGUGUCCUAUGCUAAAAUGGCUGUCGAUCUCCACAGCGUGCUGGAGCAGAGACUGGAGGCCGAGGGCAUCGACCUCACAGAGGAACCCUACUCAGACAAACAUGGUCGGUGUGGUAUCCCCCAGCCCCUGAUGCAGCGCUACAGUGAGGACUUGGAGCAGCCAGUGAAGGAUGUGGCCUCCAACAUGGACCAGGUUCGCGUCAAGCAGCUCCGCAAGCAGCACCGCAUGGCUAUCCCGUUUGGAGGUUUGACAGAGAUGUGCAGGAAGCCACUCUCCCCAGGUCACGUGAGCACCGUCUCUGAUUGGCUCGUGUCCAUCGGCCUACCCAUGUACGCCACACCGAUGGCAGCUGCAGGAUAUGACACGUUGGGACGUGUGUCCUCUCUCACAGAGAGCAGUGUGUGGGAAGCGGGGGUGCGGGACGAGAGGCACGUCCGUAGACUUGUGAGCGAGGCCCGAUUGGUCAGCGCACACAGAGACGGACAGUCGUAACCGUGACAGUGGAGCCCAUGCAGGUGUAACUGGGACAGUUGAACGGCUACGGCACAGUUGAGACUAAAGCACAGUUGCAAAUAAAUGCAGAACUGAAUAACUGCGACAGUGACCACAGCACAGCUUCCAGCACCUAUUGAGACUUUUGACUGGACUACGGAGUGCGGGUGGUUUGCAGUUGCAGCCCAGCUAACGCUUGAGACUUAUGAGCAGCAACCUGUUCUUAUGCCCCCGUCUUUAUCAAUAUGUCUCUCUUUCUAUUCCUUUCUUUCAGAUGUUUACGGUGAGAUUGUUCCGACUGCCGAGAACAGUUAUCAGAUGCCUUUAAAACUGACUGUUCCCUUCUGAAACAUCCCCCCAGUCUUAAAAUACUGAGAACUGCCUUUGAGGAAAUUAGCACACUUUUCUUAGACUCUUUUUUAAAACUCUCCUUUUAAAGACUAAAUUAUGUUUUUUUUCUGUGUUUCAGAAGUGUUUGCUUUGUAUCUCUUGUGCAAGAGAAAAGCACUAGAGAGUAGUAAGAGGAUGUAGCUUGGCCAAAGCAAUUUCUUUCAAUGUGCAGAUUUCACCUUUGUUGUUAAUCCCAUUGCUAAAUGCUACAGUAGAUUGGAGAACAUGGUUUAUUGCAGUUAACACAAAAAAAUAACAAAACAUGAAAUAGGCAAACAUUGCUGUUAUAUUAAGAUUUAAAUCCUUAUUUUCUAUCAUGCUAUAGUGUUUUUGUAAUAUACUGUACCAUAUAUUUUAAUUUCAUGGUGUUUUUACAGUAUGUGUUCAAUAAGUAUUGUGUGUCUGCUUUGUGGAAUGUCAAAGUCUGAAUGUCAGUCAUUGUAAGUAUAAACAGUCAGACAGAUCUCGACAUGAGUUUAUACAGUAUUUCAGAUUACAUUGCAGAUUUCAAAACAUAUCUUGGUUGCAUGUAAUCCUCCAAUAUGUAGGUCCUUACAACAAGACUAUCUACACAGUACCGCUCUAAUAAUCUUCCAUGGGAGAUCAGCUUUUCUUUGCAGACAAUAUCGUCUCCAUAUAUCUAUCCAGGCUCAUUUUAAGUUGCCUAACCAUUAUGUUAAAAAAACAAUUAGAUUAAUACGUAUUCAUGUACUCAGCAUUAUAAAUACAGUAGGCAUUUCAACCCCCAUCUUUGACUAAGGCUUGAUUCCUCAAAGCCUCACCGGGCCAAAAUGUUUUGAAUGUGCUUGUAAUGACAGUGAUUGUUAGUAGAAGACACACACACAUGCACACACACGCUAGCAGCCACAUAGCUCUGUCGGGGGUGUCCUUGCUGUUCUUGUUAAGCACAGAUGUUGAUCCACAUGAAGUCUAAUUUAAACACAGUGUUCAACAGCCAGCCAUAGACCAGCUCAGUACUGCAGACCACAGAGACAGACUGAGACAUGAUGUAGAUGAUCCACUCAGAAGGAGGGGCAAAGAGGAGGACUACAGCUGUUCCACAGAGACCCAGCUAACAGCUGGUUUAUCAUGUCCGUCUGAGCCUCUCUUGGAAGAACAAGAACAAGAACAAGAAUAAGAAGAAGGGGAGUGUCUUAGAGAGAGACACAGUCAGGGAGUACAGAUGAGAAUGGGAAUGUACUGAAUCUCCAUUCACUGACCAGCAGACCAGACCUGUGAGUCCCUAGCAGUGGAUUCCUAGUCCAAGACCGGUGUGAGUGGAUCCACCUACGUAAUGUCAUUCUAGUUAUGUGAAGUACUUCAUAUUGCAAACAAUAUUCAAGUCUUAUCCCUUGUCUCGGGUUUCAAAAUACAAGUUUGCAGAGUGGUGUAACACAGGGGGGCUUUUGCAGUGGACACUCGAUAGAAGUUUGAUGCCUUUUCUCUUCAAUCAUAGUGGUGCUCCAGGUUAGCUAGGGAGACACUUGUAGGGGGAGUUUUUAAAGAAACAAAAAUACCUAAAAUUUAAGAUGUAAAAAAUACUGUCACUGUAAAAUGCACUUUAGAAAGUAAAUAAAAAAUGUUUAAGCAAAAUUGGCAAAAUGUUCUUUAAGUCUGUAAGCAGACAUUUGUUUUCAGGUAAUGUAAAGGGUUUGAUUGAAUGGGUUAUACUGGGAUUUAGUUAUCUUAGUAUAGUUCCCAAUGCCAAGUCAAUGUACAAAUGUAAUUAAUAAUAGUUCAUGAAUUAACCUGUUCCAAUGACUUAACUUCCAAUUUACUUUUGCAGUCUUACAGAAAACGUAAUUACAUAUAUGAAAUGGUUAACAAGAGUUACACAUUCUGUAUAUGUAAUUGGUAUUUAAAUAACUUAUUUUGGGGCUUUUCAUAUCAACUGUAAUUAUUAGCUGUACUAUACAAAUAGCAAUACCUUCCUGCAAAUUGCAUUAGCCAGUGAAAAGCUACAGUGUUAUUGUAAAAUAUAAGUGUACAAAUGAUUUAAUUUGGUUUCAACUAGCUAAUGAUUGUCUAUAAAGAUUUUCUUGUGUAUUGAAACAAAAAAUGAUGUCUAACUAUUUGUCAUUCUGAAAUAUAAUAAAAACGCUAUCGCCAUGC